AUGGGCCUCGCCGCUGCCAAGAACAAGCGCAAACUGGGAACCGACCCCAACAACACGAAAUGGUCCCGUAACGAAACCACUUUCGGCCAAAAAAUCCUUCGCGCCCAAGGUUGGCAGCCCGGCGAGUUUCUGGGCGCCAAAGAUGCUGCGCAUGCCGUACAUCACACGGAAGCCAGCUCGUCACAUAUCAAGGUCACGCUCAAGGACGACAACCUCGGUCUCGGCGCGAAACGAAACAAUGGCGACGAGUGCACCGGCCUCUUUGAUUUUCAACAUCUCCUUGGGCGACUGAACGGCAAGAGCGAGGAUGUUCUGGAAGCCGAGAAGCAGAAGCGCGAAAAUCACAUCCGCAACCACUAUUUGGAACAAAAGAUUGGAACGAUCCGCUUUGUCAGAGGCGGCUGGUUGGUUGGUGACGUGGUCAAGGAAAAGGUGACGGAAGAGGACGGCGUACCACAGAGCGAUACUCUCGACCAACAAGUGGAGACAGUUCCCUCUCAGGACACCAAGGGCGCCGAGCUCACAAAAGGCAAAUCCAAGAAGAGGAAGGCGGGCAGCGACGAGGAAGACGAGAAGGAAGAAAAGAAGGACAAGAAAUUGAAAAAGCGGAAGACCGACACCGAAGCCGAAACAGACAGCGAGUCCUCUAGGUCAAAGAAGAAGGAGAGGAAGGACAAAAAGGAAAAGAAGGACAAGAAGGACAAAAAGAAGCUGAAAGACGCGAAACAGUCUGAAGAGAGCUCUUCAGAUGACGUAGAAUCGUCUGCUACGGAGACCAAGAAGUCGAAAAAGGACAAGAAGAAGGAGAAGAAGGAGAAGAAAGACAAGAAGAAGGAUAAGAAAGAGAAGAAGCGCAAGGAAAAGGGGCUAUCAGACUCUGCCACAGAAAGUGAAGACAGCAAAUCGAAAGCUCAGAAGAGGACGAAAGACGGUGCUGAAACAGAGACGAGCACACCAGGUGGAAGCGGCACUUCCACGCCUACUGUUACAUCUUCAACCCGAUUCUUGGCUAGGCAAAGGUUCAUUGCGCAGAAAAAGAUGGCUUUUACGGACAGCGCUGCUCUCAACCAGAUUUUCAUGAUUAAGUCAUAG
Neurospora hispaniola is the source of this 1092-nucleotide messenger RNA. RefSeq lists its product as uncharacterized. Gene Ontology annotation, molecular function: nucleic acid binding. The record is from RefSeq and is a predicted model, not a curated record. The coding region runs from base 1 to 1092 and encodes 363 amino acids. Lineage: Eukaryota; Fungi; Ascomycota; Sordariomycetes; Sordariales; Sordariaceae. The transcript has 3 exons. Gene Ontology annotation, cellular component: nucleolus.